This is a messenger RNA of Symbiodinium natans, 4986 nucleotides long. The record is from the annotation of a GenBank genome assembly. Lineage: Eukaryota; Dinophyceae; Suessiales; Symbiodiniaceae.
AUGGCACUAGGAGGAGAAGGCGACUUUACCGGUAAGAUCCGGUUGCCCCUGCCUGACCACUUUUCUGGCCAGCCUUCGGACUGGGAAGAAUGGUCUUGGAACUUUAAAGCAUACAUUUCGAUGUUCGAGCCCAGCGCAGUAACUUUGCUAGAUCGAGCGGAAAUGAGCGCGGGUGAGUACACCGAUGAAACUUUGCAAGUCGUUCUCGACACCGGAGACUUAGAUGCUGAUGCAACGGCGCAGCGCGUGCUUUUCAGUCGCAAGCUUCAUUAUCUACUGUCUCAGCUCGUGAAGGAUUCGGCACGACUUGUCGUUCGACAGAAUGUUGACUCGAAUGGCUUCGAGACCUGGAGGAGACUUUACAACAAGUUCGCCCUUCCCGAUGCCACGAGGUCAACAGCUUUGCUCACCCAACUUUUAGACUUCAAGUUCAAUCCUUCAACCUUUGAGCAGGACUGUAAUGUCUGGGAAACGAUAAAGGUGAAGGUGAAUGCUGUUGAAGGUUCAGAUGAACUUUACGAUGGUACUGAGGAAGAUUGGUCUUACUUUGGUGAGGCCUCUGGCGAUGACUGGUCCGAGUGGACCGUCGGUGCACUUUUCGAUGGUGACAGUUGGGGUUAUGAUGCUUGGGAUGAUUCACUUUGGGAUUCCUCUUGGGGAGAUUCCUGGGAUUGGUAUCAGGACUUUGGGUCUUGGGGCGAAUGGUGGCCUGAAGCCACCUCUAAGGAGACUUUGCAGCAGCAGCCUCAGAAGACCAAGGAAGAGCAGACUUUGCAGCCGCCUGCAGCGCAGGCCACGGUGUCCGCGUCGUUGAACUUUGAAGGCAUGCUCAGUGGUGAAGUGGAUUUCACCUGUGGUGGACCCACUUUCGUUUCGAGUGCAAUUGAGAUGGCACCUUUGGAAACUUUUGCCAUGCACCGAAACAAUGGAGAUGCGAAGACACUUUUCAGUGUUGCUGAUCUGAACAUGCCACAUCUCAACACGACUUUCAGGGAUCAUGCUUUGGAGGAACAUGUGGUCGCAGCGACUUUUGAGGAAGAUGAGCCCUGGAUACUCUUCGAUUCAGGCGCAGCGACCCAUUGUUGUCCUCAGGACUUUGCAUCGGAAUGGCCACUUUUGCCUUUGACAGGCAAAGCACCACCGUUAAGAUCAAUUUCGGGUCAACCUUUGACGGCUUAUGGGAGAAGACUUGUGAAGGUUGACUUUGAUGGCCAACCUUGCUUCCUACACGUUUAUGUGUGCGAUGUUCCUUAUUGUGUAGUUUCGGUUGGAAGACUUUUGAGACAGGGUUUCGAGGUUUCGAUGAAGAAGGAGUCUCAAACACUCUCGACCCCUGAUGGGAAGCAGGUUCCGAUUCUGAGGCAUGGUUCACUUUUGUUCCUUCGGCCUUCGGUUGCACCUUUUGACAAGGAUGAGUUUGUGGAAGUUUGUGAUAUGUUUCAUGGAUUAAGUUCCCAAGGAACUUUGAUCGCUCCAACUUUCACCCCAAUGUAUUACCAUACUGAUCGUUGGGAACUUUCCGGCAACACCCUUACCCGAAUACACAAAAGAGCCAGAGCCACUUUCUUUUCUCCCGAAGGGACGAAGGAUAGGCCCGUUGAACUGGAUCGCUUAGCUGAUGAGCGAGAGCCUUCGGUGGAGGACACUUUCCGCCAACGCUUAGCAGCGGCAGCCACAGGCACUCUGCCUGAGUUUCAGAAGACGUUGGUAGACCAACUUUCCGAGAUGGAUCCUUCUACGGGAGAACCUUACACGCACGACCUUUGGUUGAACUUUCCGUUGUUCUGGGUUCGUGUCCACUACGAGCCCCGCACGACUUUGUUUGUGCCUGAAGACCCUCACUUUGAAGAACAGCUUGGGAAUGGACGCAUGACUUUGAUUGUGCGUGAUGGUGAGGAUCCCAAGUGGAACUUUGAUGGGUGGCGCAAUAAGUUGCCGCUUGAAACUUUCGACGCAGAGCCUGCCCAGCCGGAGUACUUAGCUCGACGGCCAAAGGGUUUGAAACAGCCCUACGAGCCUACUUUAACAGAAAGGCUGGAGGAUGAGCUUACUCACUUGCCUUUCAAGCCCUGGUGUGAAGUUUGUCUGCGUGCUAAGAGCCGACAGGCACAGAGCAGAAAACUUUCCUUGAGACAGCCCGUCUUGCAGAUGGACUUUAGUUUUCUGUCUGACAAGCCUGGUGCAGAGCAAAUCACCAUCUUGAACGUUGUUGAUGUGUUGACUAACAUGUCACUUUCAGUGGUGAUUCCGACCAAGGCCCGCACGCCUUACUCUCACGCGGAGUUGCGGCGCUUUGUUCUGGAGACAGGACGCACUUUUGGCAUCCUGCAGUGUGACCCCGAACCUGCUUUGCUUGCGAUAGCGGAAGCUGUGACAGGUGAGGUCGGUGGACUUUCCUUGCGGAAGACCCCAACCGGCUGGAAGCAAGCGCAAGGUUCCGUCGGCAACAUGCAGGCUACUUCGUACGGACAGAUCAAGGCUUUGCGGCUUGAGCUGUUGAACAAGUACAAAAGACGCUGGGGAAAGCGGUACAACGGCUUUAUAUGCCGCUUUGGUGAGACCGUACUUUUCCGUAGACAGCGCGUGCGCAAGGGCAAGCCAGCUUUCACGCGUGGCGUGUGGCUUGGUAAGGACACGGAGUCUGACCAGCACUUUGUUGCUGACUCCACGGCUGUCUUUAAGACGCGUUCUGUGAAACGCCUCCCGCCCACCCAACAGGCUGACUUUGACUUGCUGCAGUCAGUCACGGCGCGCCCAUGGGACCCGACGGGUGCAAAGGUUGAGACGGACUCCUUCAUCUUUCCGAUGCAAGGGUCUGAGGGGGCGACUGAGCCUACUUUGCACGGUCCUCAUGCUUUGGCGCCCUCGGUGGCGCCUAGCGGCGCUUCUUUGGCCCCUGAUGGUCCAGACGAUGGACUUUGCGACCCUGACUUGGAGCAUGCGUUGGGCCUUGAUGACGACACCGCGCCCAUUCCGGCGCGCGACGACCUUUCGGACCUUCCUGACGAUUUCUUUGAAGUCGACGAAGGCCCAGCUUUUGAACCUCCAAGGCUCACUUUGGACGAAGCCACUGCCAACACAGCGCAGGCACGGUCUAGCACAGACGCAGCUUUGCCCGAGCCUUCUGGCUCUCGCCCUAGACUUUCAGAAGCAUCUCCGACCAAGCGCUCGUCUGAGACUUUUGAAGUUGGUGGAACAAAGGUCCAGAAGAUAAACGCCGUCACUUUCUACAGUGGAAACAAGAAGAAGCGUGUACCAAGGACGGUUUUCGACUUUCGCAUUUCAGCUGUCACGACCAAGGACGGCCUGGAAGUUCCUGUUUCUGUGAAUCAGGAUGAAAAAGAACUUUUGCUGAUGAAGACGCUGGAAAACCCGUACUUUUGGUAUGAAACCGAGUUUUCUAAAGAAGAAGAAGUUGAAGGCAUGAAGAAGGAAAUGAAGUCCAUGACAACUUUCGAUGUGUUCGAUGAAGUAAACUACAAAGACGUUCCACCGGAACUUUUGGACAAAGUCAUUUCCACGCGUUGGGUGAAGGUACGCAAGUCAGACAGCACCGUGAGGUGCAGACUUGUCGUGCGUGGCUACACGCAACAAGUUGAAGACAAGGACGAGACUUUUGCGUCCACACCCUCGCUGACGACCUUGAAACUUUUGUUGACGCUUGCUGUAGCCAAAGGAUGGCACAUUUCAGUGGGAGACAUCUCCACGGCCUUUCUACACGCCGCGGUGGAUGAAGACUUUUAUGUCAUUCCUCCCCUGGAAUUCUAUCCAGAUGGCAACACGUUGUGGAAGUUGAAACGUGCACUUUACGGUUUGAAGCAUUCCCCGAAGCUGUGGCAGGAACACUUUGCCUCAGUUAUGAAGAAGAAUGGCUUUCGGCGGAUGAAGUCUGAUCCAAACCUUUACUUUCCGAUGGAGGAAGCCGCAGAAGACUUUGUCGAUGUGAUUAACUUUUGUCGCAAGCUGCAGACUUGGGACAUUCCGAGGGGCCAGUCGAGGAGGCGACUUUUUUGGUCCUUGCUCCUAACUUUUCCUUGGACAAGGAUUACUUUGCGACAGAUAUUGCUGCAAGCUUUGGAAGAUAUUAAGUUUCUCAAAGGAACUUUGGCAGCAGUGGAAAGGGCCCUUGACUUUCCAUUUGCCACGCGCGGUGAAGUCAAACUUUUGGAGAUCAGCAAGGGCAUUCUCCAAGAGGACUUUCGCCAGAGCGCAUCCAAGCAAGACUUUGAGAUGCCGCCAAAGCAGCCAUCGAGCCCACGCACUUUGGCUGCCCGCAGACAGUUUGAGGUUGGGCAUGCAGCAACUUUCCCAGCUGCCUUUCCUCGGAUGCUGGCUGACUUUAGCAGUUUCGUUCGCACUUUUCAGCCGAGCGACUUUGCGCAGAUCCUGGCAGAUGGUCGCCAGGUGGAGCAACUUUGGAAAAUUGGUGAGACUUUCAGGUCGAUCCCGGUGGGGAACCUGGAAACUUUGCCAGAGGUGUUUGAGGUACUUUUCCCAGGUCGCAGUCACCCGGGAUUUUGGACACCUCCAGAACUUUUCCUUAUUCGCUACACCACUUUUGCGCAGUUGUUGCAGACUUUGUUGCCUGGAGUACCAGCAACUUUGAGUGCUGAGCACUUCUGCCAGUUCAUGGUGUAUACAGCUUUACCUCUUGUGACGUUUCGACGCAAGGUUGAAACUUUGUGGAGGCAUGGAGAGUUCACUUUGCAGAGCUCCGAUGUGUUUUGGAGACUGCAGCUGCACAUUGUCAAUUGUCAUGGAACUCUUGAGACAUACAAUGACACGCGAGCGCUGGAGGUACCACAUUGGAAGACCCUCAGACUCCACCUCUGUCGUUGUACCAACGACCUACAAGACAUCCUUGGCCGAAGAAGUCCUCGACAUGAGAACCUGAGCGCCGGCCCAAACGGCCCUGACUUCACUGGAGCUCUUCAGAACAAAUUCGAUGGGGACUCGACAGCUGGUGCAUGGAUAUCCUCCCACUAG